This is a messenger RNA of Solenopsis invicta (red fire ant), 2064 nucleotides long. Its product is annotated as protein FAM8A1. NCBI's taxonomy places the organism in Eukaryota, Metazoa, Arthropoda, Insecta, Hymenoptera, Formicidae. The coding region runs from base 977 to 1891 and encodes 304 amino acids. The record is from RefSeq and is a predicted model, not a curated record. The transcript is spliced from 5 exons.
AGAAAAUUGGAAUAUUUAUAUGUUGACUGCUGUAUAUUAUUAAUGAAAUAAUAAUUGGGACAAAAUUUUGGAUCAAUAUUUUGGACAAGUUUGUGUUAUCCGUUUACUUCUGGUACCAGUUUUAACUACCAGAGGUCGAUUCUGAGUGACGUCUCCGAUAAUUUUUUCUUUUUUAAUUUCUUUAAAAACCGCUUAUAAAUAUAAAACGUUUUUCUCAAAGAUUUACAAGAAUAUAUUUCAAACCUUUUUGUUACAGUAUGCUUUGUUUAUUUUUAGAAAAAUAUUCAUGUUCCAAUCGAUUUGCUGUUAGUAUACUUUUAUCAGCAGAUGAUAACAUUCAAUCUAGAGAGAAUUUUCUACAUAGAGAAAAUCUCAAAUAAUUUUUUAUAAUUUGCAAUAAUUAUAUAUACAGUGAAAAAUUGUAUUUUGCAAGAUUUGCCGUUUUGCAGAAAUGGAUAACGCUCCGAAUUUUUAAGCUUUUUAUUAAUAAUGUUCUCGAAUGAGAAAGGUGAUUCAGACGUCAGUCUAGAGUUCUCCCCACGCUUGAAGGCUGGGGGAAAAGCUGUCGUGACGGCAACUCACUGGGCAAUCGUGACUGUAAAAAGCUUUGCGUUGUAUCCAUUUGAUAUCAUACACGUCAGUGACAAACAGUGUUAGCUAGCGUGUUCACAUACGAGCCUGGUGAUUGAUUGCGACAGAAGUAUCGCAAGUAGUUUACAAUUGCAAUUAAACAGCAUUAUCAGCACAUUUGUUUAUCUUCCUUCGCUGCACCUUGCAUUUGUCCUUGUCAAGUGAUACCAUUGAAAAUUAAUUAACAACGUGACAAUUGCUCUACCUGACAAUUGUCAUUGCUUUGUUAUUGUGCCAAACGAAGGAGGGGAAAAUUUAGGGGCGACAAACGUCGUUGACAACUUCCGUGAUUUUAUAGAGUGACGAACCGAUUUAAUUUUUUACUCAAGCGAAACGAGAAGCCAAAAUGGCAGACGAUAAAAAUGAUGACACGCCGGAGCGGGAUUCCGAAAGUAAAUUGAAUCCGGCGGAGGAGAGAUCGCGCUAUUUUAAAAAGUUGGAAGAAUGGCUCCAGGAGGCGUACGCCUGGCAAAGUGUCGCAGCGAUGUUUCCCUAUUAUAUGAUGUCAGGACAAUCUGUUACAAAUCCAACACUUGCUUCAGCAGCUUUCCAACCAAAUCAGGUACCAACAUCAAGUACACAAGGAGUGAUAAAUGGAAAUGUAGACAGACAAAACGAAACAGCGAGACAAAGGCGGCCUCAGGAACAACCUACGGGACCUUUUCAACCUCCAGGAACUGAUGGUUACGAAUAUCGAAUUCCUCCGAUUUGGAAGAGAUUUGCAGCUGAAUUUAUAGAUUCAACGAUGCUGUUUCUCUUGAAGUUUUCCAUUACUUUCAUCGCAAUUGAUGUCUUCGAUUUUAUAGACAUCGAAGACUUAGAUUUGUUACAAACAAAUUUACGUAUUGAUUAUAAAAUGGCUCUGGAAAUGACUUAUGGAAUUCUGAUUCUAGAAGUAAUUCAUCGCGUGAUAGUUUGUAUCUUCGAGGCCUUUUGGCUUCAGCAUGGAGUAUACGGUCUUAUCGGAGGUGCUACUCCCGGCAAGUACAUGAUGGGUUUACGGGUGGUUCAGUGCCGAAGUAUAACCCCCGUUGAACGUCCGAAUGAGCCGGAUAUGGUCCUGGUGAGCCCUGGGACCGAUCUGGGCCUACCAUUGGCCUUGGGUCGAUCAAUGGUGAAGAAUUUUGUGCUAGCAUUCAUAUUUCCCAUUUGCUUUUCCCUGUUCUUCUUCAGGUUUAAUAGAACCGGUUACGAUUUGAUCUGUCACUCUAUCGUUAUAGAGGAUCCUUACAGAAAUAACAAUCGACAACACCAGGAGUAAUUUGUUUAAGGGAUACUGAGAGAUGUUGGAAUUCUCUGUGAUGUGUACAUAAUGCUGUAUGUGCUUCUCUUGUACCAAAUGCAUGCGGGUUCAUGUGUAUGGCGUGUAUAUAUAAUAUAUAUAUAUAUAUAUAUAUAUAUAUGUGUAAAAAAUAAAGAUUAUCAUUGCGGCUA